Notolabrus celidotus (New Zealand spotty) is the source of this 8364-nucleotide messenger RNA. RefSeq names its product syntaxin 1B (gene stx1b). Gene Ontology annotation, cellular component: endomembrane system; plasma membrane; SNARE complex. The transcript has 10 exons. Bases 444 to 1310 code for a protein of 288 amino acids. Gene Ontology annotation, molecular function: SNAP receptor activity; SNARE binding. The record is from RefSeq and is a predicted model, not a curated record. NCBI's taxonomy places the organism in Eukaryota, Metazoa, Chordata, Actinopteri, Labriformes, Labridae. Gene Ontology annotation, biological process: intracellular protein transport; exocytic insertion of neurotransmitter receptor to postsynaptic membrane; vesicle fusion.
GGGCUGCUGCUUUGCGCGCUGCGGGGCCACACUGCGACCGCACCGAGGAGGAAGAGGAGAAAGCCGCGGACCGACAGGGGGGCCAGCCUGAGCCAGAGUGGCGGAGAGGCACUAUUAAAAAGAAGAAGAAAAAGCAGAAGAGGAGGGUUCCAACGCGCCGUCACCGCACGGAUAAAAAAAAUCCACCGAAGAAGAAGCAGCAGCAGAAGGCGGAGACGCGUCACACCGCGCUCUUCCUCCCUCCAUCUCUCUGCUCCGCUUUUCAGGGGAAUCGAACCAGAGGAAAAAAAACGAGAGGAGGACAAAUAGAGAAAAAAAAAUCUUGCUGGGGAAUCUGGGAGCGCAAAACGACGAACGGCGCGGUGUUGGAAACCUCCCCCCCUCCCCUCCCGGACCAGGGCCGAUUCUCCGUUUUCUAGCAGCCAGCUCGGCGCGGCGACACCAUGAAGGACCGUACGGCGGAACUACGAAGUGCUAAGGACAGCGAUGAUGAUGAGGAGGUGGUGCAGGUCGACAGGGACCACUUCAUGGAUGAGUUCUUUGAACAGGUGGAAGAGAUCAGAGGCUGUAUAGAGAAGCUGUCGGAGGAUGUGGAGCAGGUCAAGAAGCAGCACAGCGCCAUCCUGGCCGCACCCAACCCUGACGAAAAGACCAAGCAGGAGUUGGAGGACCUCACAGCUGACAUCAAGAAGACAGCCAAUAAAGUCCGCUCAAAAUUAAAAGCAAUCGAGCAGAGCAUCGAGCAGGAGGAGGGUCUCAACAGAUCAUCAGCGGAUCUCAGGAUUCGCAAGACACAGCACUCGACGCUGUCACGUAAGUUUGUGGAGGUGAUGACUGAGUACAACACCACGCAGUCCAAGUACCGCGACCGCUGCAAGGACCGCAUCCAGAGACAGCUGGAGAUCACUGGAAGAACCACCACCAACGAGGAACUAGAGGAUAUGUUGGAGAGUGGCAAGCUGGCCAUCUUCACCGAUGAUAUCAAAAUGGACUCUCAAAUUUCCAAGCAAGCCCUGAACGAGAUCGAAACCCGACACACCGAGAUCAUCAAGCUGGAAAACAGCAUCCGCGAGCUGCAUGACAUGUUCGUCGACAUGGCCAUGCUGGUCGAGAGCCAGGGAGAGAUGAUUGACAGAAUUGAGUACAACGUGGAACACUCCGUUGACUACGUGGAGCGAGCCGUAUCCGACACCAAGAAGGCUGUCAAAUACCAGAGCCAGGCCCGCAAGAAGAAGAUCAUGAUCAUCAUCUGCUGCGUCAUCCUGGGCGUGGUCCUGGCGUCGACCAUCGGCGGCACACUGGGCUUCUAAGGCGCUCCGCCCCAUGCCGCUGUGACGACCGACACCGACCGACCGUCUGACCGCCAGCAGAGAAAAAGAAACACCAUCGACAACAACAACACAAAAACUUGAAACACAAAUGCAAGACAGAUAACCAAUCAGCUAGGAAGAGAUAACAAUCCAAUCACAGAUAGGAGGAAACACCGCAGGGCUGGGUGGGGUUCAAAAAACAAAGACAAAAAAAACACAAUAAAAACGCCAUCACGCUAUAGCUGACUUAAAUACAUAACAUAUACAAAAGAGGGUACAAAUAAACCUACUAUUUAUUACAGAUGUACAUGUAAAUGUAUUGAACAUAUGAAGCAACACAUGGGUUAGCUACCUGUAAAAAAUUAUGACCUAUAAUAUGAUAUUUACUUGUUUGUUUGUUUGUUUUGCUUUUUUCUUAUUUUUUAAACAGUUUUUUUCGUUUUUCGGGAGUCUCUGAGGACAGUGGUGGUGACUGCUGCUGGGUGAAAGUUCUGUAGGACAAGCAUUCCAGAGCUAUCGCUUUAUUAGUUCCUUUAUUUAUAUCAUGUGUCCCGGAACUGAGCAUGAUUUCAAUCAGCGUGCUCAGGAAAUCAAGAGAGAGGAAAAAAAUCCUUGUUGGGUCCUACAGAACAUUCUGGAGCUCUGGAACUCUGUGCUACAUUUUUGGAACAGAAGUUUCCAGAACGCUGACAAGAGAGAGCAGAGUAAGGUUCUGCAAUGUGGUCAGUUGUGGUAGAAUAUCAAGGAAUGUCAUUAGUAAUUCUGCGGUGUUCCGGAAUGCCUCUGGAGUAUUCCAGAAUGCUGUCAGGGAUCCUGGAAUGUUCUGGCAUGCUGUCCUGCGGGAUGAACACCCGAUGGCUUUGGUUGAACCAACUUUGUCCCCGUGUUUUUUUUUGAAGGGAGCGACCAACCUCGCUGUUGGCUCGGCCGCCCUUCGUAAAAAGACCUCUCAUUGGUUGCUUCCGCCUGUCAUUCACCUCAGUCAACCUGUUAAAUGAGUUUAAACUGGCAAAGCCCGACCUGUCUCUUAAGACCACGAGGAUAGAGCGUGACACCCGCCCACUGAACUGUUUUUCACACCAACCCAUUGGUUAGGAAACACUACGUGGUGAGGGGGGUGUCAUUACAACAUGGCAGGUUUCCAUGAAAACAACCUCCCCUUCUUGUCACACCUAUCCAACCAAAGAGCAGGGGGAGGGAGGGCCUCCGGUUUUCCUGCUAUUUAGAUUGACCAACGGCAGAAAAUGUGAACUUUGACUGACAGGUGAACGGUGGGAAAGAAGGGGGGUAGGAAGAAGAGGGUUUCAAAGAGGGUGGGAGGAGACGGGCUGUCAAUCUAUGCAGUUUAGAUAAGAGGAAGACGACUUGUCCCGCCUCCUACACCCAAGAUAACCAAUGAGGAUCAGGGGUUCACGUGCCAGCACCAAAAGGCUCAUCACACCAACCGAUGUAGGUAAUAUAUUGUAUUGUCAUAUCCGAGCUGUCACGGCUGUUCUUAUGGAAGAUUCUUAAAAAUGAAGAGAACACAUUAAAAAGUAAAGAACUACAAUCAACUCAAAUAUAGCAUUUUAAAACUAACAAACAAGCUAGACAACAAACAAUUAAAACAGAAGAUGUAGAAACUCUGAAGAUGCUGGCGUGCCCUGGUUACCUGAGUGUAAUAUUGUUGAUUGUUUUUUUUGUUUUUUUUGUUUUUAUUUAUGGGGAACAUUUGUUGCUUCGUUGUACCGUGGUGCUGCUGUUUUAGUGCGUGCGUGACGUGUCCCGUGACGUAUCAGCCUGACAUCAGAUAGCGGUUACUGUUUAGUCUGGUUUGUUUCCUCCCAGCAUCCCUUCAUCUCCUGACUGAGUGUGUGUUUGGGGAUUGUGGUUAAUAAUUCAACCUGUUAAAAUGCCUCAGUUGCACAGGUGCUACUGAACAGGAGAGGCAUUUCCUGUUAGUGGAUUGUCUCUGUCGAAGGUAGAACAUGUGACACACACACACACAUGCACACACACAUUCACAUUCACAACACCGAACAUGCUUGAGCACCUCCAUACAACGUUUACACAGACACACUGACUAAUUCCCCUUGACAUACACACUUUACUUUACGGCGUCACGCAUCUUCACAAUGUGAGUGUUAGACUGAUCGCUUAGCAUGCUAUAGCGUUAGCUUGUGUUGUGUGUAGAUCCUGUAGAAACUACUUCCUGAUGAUUGAUCACAAGUUUUCUGCACUUUUAUAAAUGUUUGAUGUUAAAGACACUUUCUGUGUGUCUGAACCAGUGUUGGGGAGAGAAUGAAACCUCAAAAAUAAGAGGGCAAGUGUGCCAGUUAAUCGAAAAUGAUAGCUUGACAAAAAAUAGUCAACACACAAGUUUAAACUGCUAGCUGUUUUCCCAGAUUGCAUCACUGCAUCUCAAAAUUAGCUAGUAGUUAAAAACAGAUUAUUUUGCUAAACUAGUGAGCAUUAAGAGACAUUUUGCUUUUACAUAGUCCCCUUUCUGAAACUUCUAGUCAUGCAAUAAAACCAAAUUUGUCCUGAUUUAAUUUAAAACAAUUUUCUUUGUUCACUUUUUUCACUUUGCGAUAGCAUUAGCAGUAGCAUGGCUACUUUAAGAAGAAAUUCUAAUGCAAAAAUAGCAUGCUUAUUUUGAGUGAGCAAAUUCCAAUGGAGUUAAGAAGCAAAUAUUGUUACAACAGUCAUCGGGUUAAUGUGUCGGCUUCAUCACCGUUCCAGAUUGGGGCAACAGACAUGUGUUGUAUUUAUAUGUGUUGUACACGCAUGUUUCAUUUUGUUACUGUAAAUGCGGUCUGUGUGGAGAAGUCACGCAAGUGUGUUGCCUCAAACUGGACACACAAUGUUGAAAAUGACACCACAGUGUUGUGACUCUGGCUUUAGAUCUGAGGGUUUAAGGACGAUGGUUUGUCUGUGUGCAGGCUCUGUGAUACGGAGGCUUGACGCCUCUGUUGAGGCCUACACAAGCAAUCCUGCACCAUCACCGUCUAGGUAACAACAACCACAAAUACUACCUUAAACGCUGCAAAAAAAAUCUACACUCCUCUUGGUGUGAAAGCAAUAAAAUCAGCUUGUUAUAGUAAGGUUUCAUUUGAGUAAAAGCAUUAGCUGGCUAGCUCACCUUGUCUACAUUCUGCCCCCAAUUUACUGUCUAUAGAGUUGUAAAAAUGCAACUGUGAGAAAAUGUCUGGUUCCUAAAAAGCCACUAAACAAGAAGCUAAUGUGGUGUGUGACAAAAAUAGUAAACAAUCAGAGCCAAGCUGCCUAACAUUUUUGUCCAACACAAGAUCACGUUGGCUGCUUUGUUAAUGCUGAUAAUACUGCUAUCUUCCAGGACAAGGUUUAGACACGGAAAAGUAGUCAUUGCUCUGUUAAACGUGUGUUUUCUUGGCAGUCAUGGUUGAUAGCGCUGUUGGUUGUAAAUGUCUGUGAUGCUGUGUAGUCGCUAGAUGAAAUAAGAAUAUUUUUAGCUUCAAGUUCGUAAAUUUUCAUGUCAUCCUUCAACUUCCCAAAACCAAAACUUAACUUCUGUGUUCACCAAAGCUUAACACCCCCCAGCAAAAUCCAAUAGAUGUUUGUUCAAAAUAAUUGUCAGAAGAUUUUAAAAAAUUUGCACUUUUCUCUGCAGUUGUGUUGUCAAUGUUAGUUGCAAAUUUUUGUCUUAAUAGGUGCUUUCUUAGUGGUUUUUAAAGCAGUAGUACGCAUUGAAUCUGUCGACUAAUGGAUAAAAUAUGAAUCAUAAUUUCCCCUGUAACACAAACUGUAAUAUGUGGGUUAUAACUACAUUUCCCAGGUGUCUUAGAGUUGUAGAUUUGGGAGUUUUCAGACACGUACUAAGAAAAUCGAUAGUUUCAGAAAACCAAACUUACAUCCGAACAUUUUACCACCACAAUGCUUCAUUAAUCACCUGCCACUAACAUCGUAAAUUCAGCCUCAUUCUAUUAAGUUACAUGUUCUUGAUGGUCGAUGGUGGUCAAGCUGACGUCACGGUCGUCGCAGUAGUCGUGCAAUGGUUAGGCGGCGGUGGCUGCAGUGGAUAUAAAUCUGCAAUGCAAGGUUGCCGUCGUAGCACCAGCCAGCUUGUUGACAGUGAUGUUUCUUUGCGGUAUGUGUGUGUAUGUAUGUGUGUGUGUGUGUGUGUGUGUUUUCUGUAAACUUCUGUUCCUGUCUGGUAACCUUCCAUCAAACCCUGCUUCCUCCUUUUGGGAAAGAAAAAGCGGACAAAAAUCGUAAUUAAGGCUUCGUGGUUGGGUGAAGGUUAGGAAGUUUGUCCGAGCAUUCAGUCCUACAUUCCUUUCGUCUUCCCUCUCCUUGUUUGUGUUGUAGUUGUUUGGUUGUAGAAAAAGAUGACAUUAAGGAUUUGGGAGUCUGCCCCUUGCCCUCCCCAGCAGACCCCUGCCCAUCCUGAUGUGUGUAAUAAUGAUAAUAAUGACAAAAAAGGCAUGCAAAAGCGUUGUGGAGUUUGCAUGAUGGUGUUUUUUGUACCCCACCCCGACCUGCCCUCCAUGUCGUGCACUUUACUGCUCAUCGGACCUGUCUUUGAUUAGCACGUUACCUAGCUACACUUAUCCGCAUUUUUUUUUUUUUAUUGAAGCUUAACACAUGUUGGCGUGACACGUCAACACAUGCUAUGUUUCCAUCAUUGUUGGAACAGUAACUGGAUUUUUUAGGUGUUCCGUUGAAAGACUGAGUUGAUAUUUAAACAUGGGAAAGACAACAUUUUGGAAACCCUGCCAUCGACUUGAGCCAUUCUGCUUCCCCUCCGACCCCUGACAUCGACCCCCAAACCUCCCACUGGGUGUCAAACCUCUGUUGGCGUUCCUCUCUGAUUAUUCGCCUCCAUUGUGGCGUUUGUGUUCUCGUAAUGGGAUUGUCCCCAGCAAAAUGUUCAUUACCACCCUUAAAUCUGAAAACCUGUGGGCUAACCUCCCAUCGCUCCUCCACACGGCCUUAUGUGUGUGCAGCAUGCCUCCCCUCCUGUUCAGUCAAAUGAGACUGGUGCAUAAAUGUGUGUUUGUGUGUGUGUGUUUUUAGUGUCGGAGCAGCACGAGUUUGUUUUGAUGUGUGAAGCAUUCGAUGGCAGGUUCACGGGUUUCACAGCCGUUUGAUGAAUUCCUCUUUGUUUCUUUGAAAAAUGAUAAGUAGACAUAUGACAUCAGAAAUCUUUAUGGACGCCAUGAUCACUGUUAUUAUAUUUAUUACAAUUCAAACCAAAGCGUUUUCUGCCCUCCCCUCAUGUGUUCUCAAAAUGUUUGCCGCUAAUAUCAAAAGAGCACAACGCGAGUCAAGUUUACACUGAGAUGUUCCUCACAAAUGGUGAAAAAUAUUUAACGAAAACAUCAAAUGCUAACAUAUCGAUUAAUACAAAAGCCCUGCCCCCCUGCCCACCACCAGCCCUCACUGCAUGUUGGUCUGUACACCAAUCAUCCUGACCAAAACACCCAAUAGUUAUCUCACGCCACAACAAUGUCCACCUCCACGUCCCCUUUCUUUUUCACCCGUAGAUGUUAGUGUGGUCUGAUUUAGUGCACAAAUAUGACACAUAAUCAUCUGUGAAAACAAUUAGAAUACAUACGCUUCUCCUCCACUCGAGGCAUAUACAGAGACAAUGGUGGUGCUUUCUUAUUCUAUUUAUGAAUUGCUGUAUUUCUUGUUCUUUUAGUCUCGUUUUCUGUACAGCUUGUUUAUCAGUCUCUGUGUUCACACUUCAGGAUCAAUGCUAGGCUGCAGGUUUUAAGGAUUAGCUAGCUAGCUAAGUAUCCUGUUCAUCCUCUCCUGAGACUCUCUCAUCAGUCGAAAGUUGUUCGUGCUGAGCAAUGCAAUAAAAAUGAAUAAUAUCAGUUAGAGCAAUUACAAUGAAGCACUACUUAAGUUAACAAAGCUUUAUUGUAAUUGUCCUCAUUUUAGCCACCACUACCUUACGGUUGACAUAAAACCAAAUACAUUUAUUGAAUUAAAGUGUUGCUAACAUUAGCCUUAGUAUUUAUUUUUUUCUCCAGAGUCAGAUUUUGUUACAACCAAGCAAUUGCUAGUGAGACAAGUCAGGUAAAAAGUGUUUGUAAUAAUGGACUUUGACUGUCUUAGUUUGGCCCUCUACAAUCUGUAUUGAGUAAGAAAGAGUUAGCUUAAUGUUAAAGAAAGUGUUUUAUUUAAAUGUUUGUACAAAAACAAUUUAGCUUCAACACUACUGUUGUAAAGACGAAGCGCAAAUAUUGGACAUUUUUUUCUUUGGGGGUGGGGUGGGGGGGGUAGGACUUGAAAAAGUCUUCUUGAGUCCAACGCCUGUUAGCUUGCUAGCUAGCUAGCUCCUAUAAACCUUCAGUGAGCAUUUUCCUCUGUGUGAGAAAUGACUGCAGCCUUGUCAACAGAAGUUAUACAUGUAGGGAAGAAUAUAUAUAUACGAACCUUACACAAACACACUGCAUUUCUAUAAUUGUAUGUAUGUGGCUCUGUAGCCAUCUCUGCUUCUGUUGGCUGUGUACAGUUUUUGUCAGAGCGGGGUACAGAAAGCAGGAAAAAAUCAUCCCGAGAGAGUUUGGGUGCGACAUCAAGACUCCUAGGAUUGACUUACCGCUAGCCGAAGAACCUUGGCGUAUCGUUUCACACAUGUUUGAUAAACGACUUGUAGUCCUUGUAGUGUCACAUUACUUUUAACAGAAAAACCUGUGUGAAAGCAAUACAUCAGCAGUUAUCUCUUCAGGUUAAUCUUUCAGCAGAAGAACUCUUACAGACGAGUGUCUGUGAUCCAAGUUCUGACCAGACAUCCAAUUCAGAAACUGUGAGGGUUCAAGAGUAUCGUCCUUUUUUUUGUCUCUCUGAUGACGGACCAUGAAACUGUACUCUUCGAUGAUUUUUGUCUUCCUGAAACAAUUUUCAAAAACCAAAACCUGUUCAGUGCCCCGCUCUGGAUGACGCUACAAUGAAAAUGUUUGUCUGUCGUGGCUUCGACCUGCUUCUGUCAGUAGCAGCGGCUACGACACGAUGCUUUCGUUGUUUCUGAUUUUUAUUGUGUGAAGCUUCACCCAUGAGUCUCUCCUCGUCACAUGAGACAGUA